Molecule: messenger RNA, 706 nt
Organism: Carlito syrichta (Philippine tarsier)
Lineage: Eukaryota; Metazoa; Chordata; Mammalia; Primates; Tarsiidae
Gene: NANOS3
Product: nanos C2HC-type zinc finger 3
Exons: 2
Coding region: 1-606 (201 amino acids)
Biological process (GO): oogenesis; negative regulation of translation
Cellular component (GO): perinuclear region of cytoplasm
Molecular function (GO): mRNA binding; zinc ion binding
Source: RefSeq, a predicted model, not a curated record
AUGGGGACCUUCGACCUGUGGACGGAUUACCUGGGUUUAGCGGGUCUGGUUGGGGCCCUGUGUAGGGAGGCGGAGCCCGAGACCAGGCUGGACCCCGAGACCAGGCUGGACCCCGAGACCAGGCUGGACCCCGAGACCAGGCUGGACCCUGAGACCAGGUUGGACCCCGAGACCCCGCUGGACCCCCAGUCGGAGCUAGGAGCCCAGAAGGCCAGCUUGGAGUCCUUGCCGGCGCCCGAACGCCUGUGCUCCUUCUGCAAGCACAAUGGGGAGUCCCGGGCCAUCUACCAGUCCCACAUGCUGAAGGACGAGGCGGGCAGGGUGCUGUGCCCCAUUCUGCGCGACUACGUGUGCCCCCAGUGUGGCGCCACGCGUGACCGCGCCCACACCCGCCGCUUCUGCCCGCUCACGGGCCAGGGCUACACCUCCGUCUACAGCUACACCACCCGGAACUCGGCUGGCAAGAAGCUGGCGCGGCCUGACAAGACCAGGACGCAGGACGCGGGCCACCGCCGAGGAGGUGCCGGUGGCUGUGCAGGUGACCGGGGUGCCGCGAAGUGUCCCGAGCCCGCGCCCUCCACCGGCUCUCCCUCCGCCUCCACCUAGGAGGGCCCGCGCUCGACGGGGAAGACGCGCCCUCCGCGGACCGCCAGGCCCCUUCCCGGCCGGGGCGCUGUCGGGCGAGACGGCCGCUGCGAGGAAGGAG